Notechis scutatus (mainland tiger snake) is the source of this 1741-nucleotide messenger RNA. The record is from RefSeq and is a predicted model, not a curated record. NCBI's taxonomy places the organism in Eukaryota, Metazoa, Chordata, Lepidosauria, Squamata, Elapidae.
AUGAAGCUGUGCGACUGCGUCUCCAAGGGUGACUGGGUGUGGCUGAAAAGAUUCCCUGGAGGGAAGUACGCUGAAGUCAAACCAAGCACCGAAAAGGUCUUUUGCCAGCUGCGGGACCUGCGGCACGAAAAUGUCAACCUUUUUGUGGGCUUCUUCCAUGACGCCGGGAUUCUUGCUGUGGUCUCGGAGCACUGCACGCGAGGGAGUCUCGAAGAUCUUCUCCGUAACGACGACAUGAAGCUGGACUGGAUGUUCAAGUCAUCUUUGCUGCUGGACCUUAUCAAGGGCAUGAAGUAUUUGCACCACCAGGAAUUCCCCCACGGCCGUCUGAAGUCUCGGAAUUGCGUAGUGGACGGCCGUUUUGUCCUGAAAGUCACGGAUCACGGAUACAACGAAUUGUUGGAGGCGCAGAAAGUGGUCCGAGAACCGACGAAGCCAGAGGACCGUUUCUGGACCGCACCAGAAUUGUUGAGGAAUCCAGCGCUGGAACGGAAAGGCAGCUUCCGGGGAGACAUUUACAGUAUUUCCAUCAUCAUUCAAGAAGUCAUCUGCCGCGACGCGCCUUAUUGUAUGCUGGAUAUGAGCCCCGAAGAGAUCAUCAAGAAGGUGGAGAAACCCCCUCCUCUUUGCCGCCCCUCCGUCUCCAUAGACCAGGCGCCGGUAGAGUGUAUCCAGCUUAUGAAGGAAUGCUGGAGCGAACAACCGGACAGGAGACCCCACAUCAAUCAAGUCUUUGAUCAGUUUAAAAGCAUCAACAAAGGAAGGAAGACCAACAUCAUCGACUCCAUGCUACGUAUGCUGGAACAAUAUUCCAGCAAUUUGGAAGACUUGAUCCGGGAAAGGACUGAAGAGCUGGAAGUCGAGAAGCAGAAGACCGACAGGCUAUUAACACAGAUGCUGCCCCCUUCUGUGGCUGAGGCCCUGAAGACCGGGGCACCAGUGGAACCCGAAUAUUUUGAAGAGGUGACCUUAUAUUUCAGCGACAUUGUGGGCUUCACCACCAUCUCAGCCAUGAGUGACCCCAUUGAGGUGGUUGAUCUGCUCAAUGAUCUAUACACCCUCUUCGAUGCCAUCAUCGGCUCCCAUGACGUGUAUAAGGUGGAGACCAUUGGCGACGCCUACAUGGUAGCUUCUGGGCUGCCGAAACGGAAUGGGAAGCGACAUGCGGGAGAGAUAGCCAACAUGUCCCUCGAUAUCCUCAGCGCGGUUGGUACUUUCAAAAUGCGCCAUAUGCCAGACGUACCUGUCCGGAUACGCAUCGGCCUGCACUCCGGGCCCUGCGUGGCUGGCGUGGUGGGGCUGACGAUGCCACGCUACUGUCUCUUUGGGGACACGGUCAACACUGCCUCGCGGAUGGAGUCCACCGGCCUUCCUUAUCGAAUCCACGUCAACCUGCGGACGGUGGAGAUCCUGCACGCCCUCAAAGAAGGUUACAAGCUCGACUUACGGGGGAAGACGGAGCUGAAGGGAAAAGGCACGGAAGACACUUAUUGGCUCAUCGGUCGCGACGGCUUCACCAAACCUAUUCCUACUCCCCCAGACCUGAAGCCGGGGGCGAGCAGCCACGGGAUCAGCAUGGAGGAAAUUCCUGAGGAUCGGAAGCAGAAGUUACAGAAAGCCCGUGCAGGACAGAAAAUAUAAUCUGGGAGGAAGACCGCUGCAUGAAGUCGGUUGGGAUGGAGGUCAACCAACUCCCAGGAGUUUUCUGCUGAAGGUCUUUGGGCAAAUCUGCCAGAACGGG